CUGUAAACAACCUACCUGUACUAAACACGAAAUCAUUUUCAAAGUUUGACUAUUCUAGAGAACAUCUCUAGUCUAAAAGCAAAUUAAAGUAAUAAAGCAAAGUUUUGCAAACAACAGACUUGAAUAAUCACUGGUCCGUAGAGCAAUUCGAGCUACGUAUAUACAAACAAUUGUGAAACCUCCAAAGUCGGUAUUCAAUCCUGAAAUUGUUUAAUGAAACAUGUUUCCUUAUGAUUCUGCGUCUCCAUCCUUGAGACAGAAUGAUAAACUUAUUAAACAAACAUACAGUUCAGACAAACCAGUUGUUAAAACCACCAGCAAUGAUCUUUCCGAUGACGAACUAAAAAAAAUAAGUGCUAUGUCUGAAAAAAUAGAGCACUUGGAAGCUGAAAACAAGGUUUUUACAGCAGAAGUCGAGGAAAAAAUAAAGAGUUAUCAAAGAGAAAUGAAAUCCUUACAAACUGAAAAGCUUGAGAUCAGUGAGCAAAAGAGGCAUAUUCGAGACAGAGUCGGAGACUUGGAGAAAGAAAUGACCAAAUUAGAUUCUGAUAUGGACGAGCAUCGAACGCUACAGACUGAAAUGCUUGCAGAGCACGCAAAUUUUCAAUCUAUUACAAACGACGUAAAUAGGUUUUUCGACCUACUAGGAUUGAAGGAUUGCCCGGCUCAUGAAGAGCUUCUUGAGGAAGAAUCUCGUCUCGAAAAAGAAUAUGACUCAAUUAACGAAGCAUUGCAACUAGCAAAGCCAAAGUCAAAAUCAUUACUUAGUAUUUUGUGUGCUGUUUCCAAUGCUUCGCUAAGUCUGCCGGUAGAUGCUAAUGCUGCAUAUUUAUAUCCGUCCUGCCUGCUGAGGCCAAAGUCGGUGACUGAUCAUGAUUCACUAACUUUAGAACCGAAAGAUUUAGAGCUGGUUGCGUUUCAUUUGAGGACACAACAGCAAAUUUUAGAGCAGCGUGCUGAACAUUUAUCCUCUAUAAACCAAUUUAUUGAACAUAUUGAAACCUAUUCAAAUAAUUUAACCUCGCAAGACAUUAAAUUCAAGCAAAGUUCAAAGGACCUCAUGGAAAAAGUCUUACUUUUAAAAGCAAAUUUAAAUAAAUCUUUGAUUCUGUUACGAGAAAAAGCCGAUCAAAAAGAGCUUUCGAUUCAAAAUAUAUCGAGAGAGAUCGAGAAGCAUUCUUCCGUUCGAAAAGUAGAGCCGAAGGUAGAAAAAUAUCGAAACGCCUUAAGAAACAUUCGGGAAGUAAGAAAUCGUGACAACCUUCCUUCAGCAAAUUAUAAAUAUAAUCAUCCUUUGGAGUCUCUGCCUAUUGCUCAAAAAUAUCAUGUCUCACAAGAGGCACUCCUUACUGAACCUGCUGUCCUAGAAUAUUUAACUCAAGUGGAUUCAUUUACAAACGAUGAGAAAGCAAUGAGAAUUAUUAGAGCUAGAUACCUUAAACUUACAGGCCGCCCUUUAAAAGAAUGGAACUACACUAGCCCAAUUUAUGGGAGACCUAUAGAAGCUGCGAGUUCAAUAAUGCAUAAUCCACGCUUUGUUUCACUCAAACAUCUUCAUGUGACUCUUCGUGACACGAAUAAUAUAGUUUGGCUUGCUGAAGUUUGGUGUGAUGAUUGCGUUAGAGGAAUCGGUCAUUCUUUGAAGAAAGGGGAAGCUAUUCAAAUCGCAGCAGAGCAAGCAGCACUUCAAUUUAAGGAUAUAACUAGCGAGGAUCUACUAGUCGUGGGUCAGCGCCAUUCCACUGUGGUACAAGAUCUAUUCCUUGGGCAUCCACUAAGCCUCUCUUCAACUAAUUAAGGACAUCGCAAACAGGAAAGUCUAUAUACUAUUACUUUUACAUUCGCUGUUUCUUACCGUCACCCCUAAUUCUAUUUAAAUAUCUAUUAAACUGCACUUUAAUCACUUUAUCAUUAUGUCUUUUUCUGUUCAAGAUCAAUUUUACAAAACGCAGGCAGAAUGCUGUUAGCUUUUAACAGCAUUUCUUCAUAUUCACCUAACGACGUACUUAAAACAGUUACGGCACCACCAGCGCCAAUUCUCCAUAGAUUGUCUUCAGUGUAUUUAAAGGCUGAUCGGAUUAUAACGUUGAAUUCCGAGGAACCGCUAACAUCCCAAUAUCCUAAUGUUCCAGAAUAUAUACCACGGCCAUGAGGCUCCAAGUCCUCAAGCAUUCGAACAGUCCUUAGCUUAGGAGCACCUGUCAUGGAUCCUGGAGGGAAGCACUUAGCUAAAACAUCCCAUGCGGUGAUAGGUUUGUCUACUUGACCGUAGAUAUGCGAUAAAAGAGAAUAAACAGUAGGAUGCUCCUCAACUUGAUAAAGUUGGGGAACUUCAACUGAAUUUUUCUUCGCCAAUUGAUGCAAAUCAUUUCGAAUAAGAUCUAUAAUCAUAUUUAACUCUGCUGUAUCCUUGGGAUUUAAUAAUUUGCUUCUUGCUUCUUCAUAGGUCAUUUGCAGAUCUUUUCUUAGAGUACCCUUGAUAGGAGAAAAAUGACAUGUUGAGUCC
This is a messenger RNA of Schizosaccharomyces cryophilus OY26, 2506 nucleotides long. RefSeq lists its product as uncharacterized. The record is from RefSeq and is a predicted model, not a curated record. Bases 221 to 1798 code for a protein of 525 amino acids. The transcript has 7 exons. NCBI's taxonomy places the organism in Eukaryota, Fungi, Ascomycota, Schizosaccharomycetes, Schizosaccharomycetales, Schizosaccharomycetaceae.